Frankliniella occidentalis (western flower thrips) is the source of this 916-nucleotide messenger RNA. RefSeq lists its product as uncharacterized. The transcript has 4 exons. Bases 63 to 635 code for a protein of 190 amino acids. NCBI's taxonomy places the organism in Eukaryota, Metazoa, Arthropoda, Insecta, Thysanoptera, Thripidae. The record is from RefSeq and is a predicted model, not a curated record.
AGAGGCAGAACGUUAGGUUAGAGUUUAGAGCCGCUUAACUCUAACCUACUGGUGUUCUGAAGAUGGCAUUCAGACUCGUGGCUCUAGCACUACUGUCCAGCACGAGCAUCCACAGUAAACCCAUCAACACUCUUGCCGGACCUUACAAAAUUGUCGUCGAACGAUUUUACACGUGUCAACCAGACGACCGUGUGCCUAGUUGGAGUUGGUAUAUGCGCGCUAGUCACUUCAACCCAAUGAAACCAAAAGAACUGCAACGCGUGACCGGUAAUUUUACCAUAAAACCAGGGCCUUUGGAUAACAGCCUCUGGGGGAAAGCAAAUAUGGGAGUUCGGUCAAAUAACCAAUGGAAAGAAAACGCCUUUGUCGGCAUUUUUAAAAACUCUGCUUGUCGUCACCUUAAGGAAAAUAUCCCUGGAUUUUUCAACGCUUUUUUUCAGAGUACAGAAACCAAAGGAGUAUGCAGCGUCAAACCAGGAACGUACGAGAUCAAUGACGUCCCCAUAGAUUGGACAUUUCCAAAAAUUCCAAUCAUGCCGUAUGCACACUAUCGGUUCAACGUCUCCUUUGGCAAAGAUGACAUCCUAUUGGGAUGCUUUGUGGUAGAGAACAGGGUUAUUCCUAAACCCGAGUAGCUAUACAUUGUUCAUAUUUUUACUUGUUAUUUACCUCCAUCACCACUUCUCUAUUGAUUGUUGAAGAACGAGUAUUGUGCUAGGCGAUGCAGGGUUAACACUAGAACCGCUGACAUUUUCGUAUACCUAGAACCGCGGAAGGGGUCAUUUUGACUCCUGCCGCAUUUUGUGCGUAGAUGUGAAAGUUUUCGAGUAAUUAUCACUGCGGAUGGUCUUGGAAACAAGUAUGUGUACGUUAAAUGCUUUUUGCUCUAAUUAUUCUGUAUGCUCUUAGGUGUUAU